Messenger RNA from Orbilia oligospora ATCC 24927, 450 nucleotides. RefSeq lists its product as uncharacterized. Gene Ontology annotation, cellular component: nucleus. Lineage: Eukaryota; Fungi; Ascomycota; Orbiliomycetes; Orbiliales; Orbiliaceae. Gene Ontology annotation, molecular function: ubiquitin conjugating enzyme activity. Bases 1 to 450 code for a protein of 149 amino acids. The record is from RefSeq and is a predicted model, not a curated record. The transcript is spliced from 4 exons. Gene Ontology annotation, biological process: DNA damage tolerance; protein K63-linked ubiquitination.
AUGGCUCUCCCGAAACGUAUCAUUAAGGAAACCGAACGCCUUGUUGCAGAACCAGUACCGGGCAUCCAAGCCAUUCCCCACGAUGAUAAUCUACGCUAUUUUGACGUCUCGAUACAUGGACCCGCGCAGUCGCCAUACGAAGGAGGGGUAUUCAAAUUGGAGCUCUUUCUUCCAGAAGACUACCCUAUGACCCCACCAAAGAUUCGCUUCCUCACCAAGAUAUACCACCCAAAUAUCGACCGUCUGGGUCGGAUAUGCUUGGAUGUUCUCAAAGCAAACUGGUCGCCGGCGUUGCAGAUACGAACGAUUCUCCUUAGUAUCCAGGCCUUACUCGGCGCGCCAAACCCGGACGACCCGCUCGCGAAUGAUGUUGCUCAGCGAUGGAAGGAAGACGAACCAGGGGCUAUCGCUACAGCUCGAGAAUGGACCCAGACACAUGCUGCUCCUUAG